AUGUCCAGGUUUGUGGUUCGCAUCCACCGCCCUCCUCAACUAAAGGGAGCGGCUCUAGUACUUUCAAAGUUGUUUGGUUGCGCCAUUCCUGUUGUUCAGAUCGCAAUAGGGUCCGUGUAUCUGGAUGACUGUCCGGUGCAGCACUACAUCCCCAUCUACUUGAUCGUGUCGGGGGUUUUCGGCCUGAUGCUGGCGCUGUUCACCUGCAUUCCCUUUCCCAAGGAGCCCGAAGACAACGACACCGACGUGAUCGAUGUAGUCUGCAUCACAUGGAACUCGUUGUUGGCCUUCUUCCUCUUUAGCUGGUUCAUCGUCGGCAAUGUGUGGAUCUACUCUAUUUACCAGCCCGAAUACACAAAGAACUCAACAAACGUGGACGUUUACUGCGACAAGACGCUCUACCUGUUCUCCUUCUGGAUCACGACUCUAUUCUACAUCAUCUUCGGCUUUGUCCUGGUGGCCGGCUGCUGCCGUCUGGUCUGCGCCUAUCUGUGUUGCCCAGACGACGACGCCAACGCCAAUGCCAAUGUCAACGUCAACGUCAACACCAACGCCAACUCCAACGUCAACGUCAAAGCCAACGCCAAAGCCAACGCCAACGUCAACGCCAACGUCAACACCAACGUCAUCAUCAACGUCUAG
This is a messenger RNA of Limanda limanda (common dab), 642 nucleotides long. RefSeq names its product transmembrane protein 272-like. NCBI's taxonomy places the organism in Eukaryota, Metazoa, Chordata, Actinopteri, Pleuronectiformes, Pleuronectidae. The coding region runs from base 1 to 642 and encodes 213 amino acids. The record is from RefSeq and is a predicted model, not a curated record. The transcript has 4 exons.